Messenger RNA from Anisakis simplex (herring worm), 1233 nucleotides. NCBI's taxonomy places the organism in Eukaryota, Metazoa, Nematoda, Chromadorea, Rhabditida, Anisakidae. The record is from the annotation of a GenBank genome assembly.
AUGUUAUUAAUAUUGGCAUGUUCACAUGUUCGGUUUCAUUGGUCACUAGAGGUGUACGAAAAUGAACGUAUCGGUUAUGUUUUUAAGGAUCGAUCGCUGUUGGAGCUUGCUUUGACACAUCCGUCGUAUCGCACCAACUACGGCACCAACGCAGAUCAUGCGCGCAAUACGCUUAAUAAUUGCGCUAUAAGACAUAACAAAGCACGUAAUGUGCAUAAUAAUAACAAUGGUAGUAGCAAUAAUAAUAACAAUCAACAACAACAAAUUAGUAAUAAAAAGAGAGGAUUCCAUACGUUAAUGGAAAUAAUGUCGAAGUUGGGAUCGCGUAAAGUGGAGCAAUCGCCACUUAACCACAAUGAACGAUUGGAGUUUUUGGGUGAUGCGGUGAUUGAGUUCAUAACGACGAUUCAUUUGUUUUAUAUGUUCACCGAAUUGGACGAAGGCGGCUUAGCGACAUAUCGAUCCACAAUGGUGCAGAACAAGAAUCUCGCCUGUCUUGCCAAAAAAAUCGGACUAGACGAGUUCAUGUUGUAUGCACACGGUCCGGAUCUUUGUCAUGAAUCCGACCUGAGACACGCGAUGGCUAAUGCGUUUGAGGCGAUGAUGGCUGCGAUUUAUUUGGACGCUGGAAUUGAUCAGUGCGAUAGAAUAUUUGGAAAUGCGAUGUUCGGCGAUAAUAAAGAUCUUUUGAAUGCUUGGUUUGAAUUAGAAGAACAUCCGUUAAAGUGUUUACCUGUUACUAGUAAAGCAGCAUCAAAAAUUCAGCGUGAUAAUCCAUACGGCGAUCGACAUUUGAUAAAAGAAGUUCCCUCGUUGCAAUUGUUAACCGAAUUCGAAAAGAGUAUCGGCAUCACCUUCAAACACAUUCGUGUGCUGGCGAAGGCGUUCACUCGUCGAAAUAUUGGAUUCAAUAAUUUGACUUUAGGUCACAAUCAACGACUCGAGUUCUUGGGUGACACCGUAUUGCAAUUGAUAACGACUGAUUACCUCUAUAAGCACUUUCCGAUGCAUCACGAAGGGCAUUUGUCUAUAUUGCGCACGUGUUUGGUCAGUAAUAAGGUUAGUAUUUGUGCGNAUGGAAUUCCGAUUUUGAGAAUUAAGGAUAAGGCAGAUCUUGUCGAAUCGUUUCUGGGCGCAUUAUAUGUAGAUCGUGGUCUUGGAUAUUGUAAAAUAUUUUGUCGUGUUUGUUUCUUUCCACGUUUAAAGGUAUUACUUUAUUCAUUUGUUUAUUAA